This is a messenger RNA of Penaeus indicus, 1348 nucleotides long. RefSeq lists its product as uncharacterized. The transcript has 2 exons. The record is from RefSeq and is a predicted model, not a curated record. Bases 115 to 843 code for a protein of 242 amino acids. Lineage: Eukaryota; Metazoa; Arthropoda; Malacostraca; Decapoda; Penaeidae.
GUGGUGUUUGAUGGGUGUUCACUCAGGAUUUUUUUGGCUGGUGUAUAGGAUACACCUCAGCCGAAUGCAGUAACAGACAAGCCCAUUUUGUGCUUUACACCUAGCACCCCCACCAUGUGGAAGAGGAAGCUUAGUUUCAAGAGGAAAGGGCCUCGACCCACGCGGAGGCUGUCCCAGCCUCUGGUGAAGAGCCUCAGUCUGCCGGAGACCUGCGGGGCGCCCAGGUCCUUCACUCCGCCCCUCCGCCACUCCCGCACGGACUACUGCCUUCACGGCGAAGACGAGGAGCGGGAGCCAUCUCCCGGAAUCAUCUGCGAGGGAGAAGCUGUAGACGUCGUAACGGGGGACGAUGACGUCAUACAGGCCAUCCUGAGGAGGAAGGACAGCGACCUGGAGGGUCUGGAGACGCCCGACCUCGACGCCAGCCUCAAGAAGAACUCCAUCAUCCGCUUCAAGGACGAGGAGGGCGACGAGUACUGGAGGAGAGUGGGCGGAUGCGCGGUGUGCGAAAGGAACGAAGCGAGACGCGCCGCGGCCAAGGCUUGCCCCCUGUGCGCGAGGGACGUGAGAGCCGCGCGGGAAGAGGUCGCGGGUGAAGGCGCAGGUGAGAGCGAGGCGGCCCCGGAGGGGGUCCCUCCAAUUGCGGGAUCCCUCCAGCAGGAAAACGGCGACGACACACCGAAAUUCGAGGAAAACGGAGGGGAAUCGCAUGGCGACCAAGAGGAGGCACACGCCGACGAUGAGGAACGCGAGAACGACAGGGAAACGCAUUCUGAGGAAGAAGGACCGCAUGUUGACGAAGGAAAAUCAUGUGACAGGUUUGUGAUGGUUUCACCAAUAUGAUGGAUUGUUACGCGUGUGUUUUUGUAGACGUGCCUAACCGCGAUUACAUUAUUGGUGAGAAAUGUUAAUUGCGGGAAUAAUUUGCAGCAGGUAAUACGAAAUGAGGAAUGUGUAAUAGAGACAUUCAAAGGCGGAAGUUCCUUGUUGGCGAUGAUUUAAUUCUCGAGGGGCCAUUCUCUCUUCACGACGCAGUAGUGGUGGACGGGGAGGGGAAGUGCUGCAGUAUAACAAACAAACGUUAAUGGGCCAGAAAGCAGUUAUGAUUUCAUACCAUUUCUUUGUGAAAUGGUAUGAAACGAGGUAGAAGGAAAAUGAUAAAUAGGGAACAGAUUCAUAGGCGUAAAAAGAAAAAAGAGGAGUCAGAAUAAUGUUCGUAAAGUGAACAAAAAAGCUGAUCAUUGUGUUUGAGAGAGGAUGAAUGAGAGAGGGUAUUCAGGUGGAGCGCUGUGAAUAAUAGAGAAAUGAACGUCUAUGCCAAAUGCCUUCUCGUUUUACUACUUUGUCU